AUGGCAACAGCGGCGGUGAGGACGAGUCCCACCUGCCGAAAGGCCUGCCCUUUUCUUCCCGCCGCCACCAAGUCCCAAGCUCCUUCUCCCUCCUUGGUGAAUCUUUCCCCUUCGGCGGCCAUUCUGGGCGGCGCUGGCCUCGCUCUCGCGGUGGCCGCCUCCGCCUGCGUGUUGCCGCCGGCGGCAGUGGCGGCGGAUUUCCUCUCCCUGCAAGAGCCUGAAAACGCCCUUUCCUUGCCGACGUGGGCAGUUCACGUGUCCAGCGUCGUCGAAUGGUAUUUGCCCAACUCUUCCACCUCAUCACCCCACCCCCAUCAUCUUCUGAAACGAUCCAUUGCCUGCAUCUGAAGGGUGACGGCCAUGGUCUUGGUCUGGGAGUACGGAGAUAAGCCCGGGUAUGAGUCCUGGAAGGGUCUCUCAUGGGGAAUGGUAGGCCUCUCGAUCUUCCUCUGAUUUCCCUUUCCUUAAAUAUCCCAUAUGCUGAUAACUUGCUUUCGUCUGGACUUGAGAAAUGAGCAUCUUGGUCUUACAGAGCUUAGAAGAAUAAUUUGUUCCAUAAUCUCAUGAUGCAUGGGCGGAGAUUUCUUGAGGAGACGCUCGAGAUGUCAGAUUAAGGCAUCUAGCUUGAUUUUUCGUCGUAAUUUCCCCUAUUUUAUGGUGCAUUUGUGUCUAUGUCUCAUGAACAGCUCUCUUGGGCCUUGGCAUUGUGAUGGAUUUAGGCCAGAGAAAAUAGCUAUGUUUGAGGAACUGGUGACCGGAAAUAAAGAUAUUUCUGGUUGAUUCCGAUUCUGGACUGGUGGAUGCAAGUUUUUUCUGGAGCAGAAUAUCACUAGCUGCUGUCAUUUUCGGAAACAUUUUAUGGAAUAUGAUCAAAUUAUCUGUCGGGGCAAAAAUCAGUCGUCAUAGAUGGAUGCUAUCUGCCUUCCAGUGUUCGCCUAGCUUUCUGAGUGAAGAAAAGAAAAGUUGGGUAAAGUUCUCUCUCUCUCUCUCUCUCUCUCUCUCUCCCUCCUCUCUCUCUCGCCUGUUCUUCGUGUUCUCUGCUGAUGGGCUUCUAUGUCUCUCUCUCUCCCUAAGUUUGAGCAAGGCCCUUCUGAUUCUAGAGAGAGAGAGCCUGAGAGGAAUAGAAGCCCAUCAGCAUAGAACACAAAGAACAGGCGACACAGAGACAGAGACAGAGAGAGAGAGAGAGAGAGCUAUUUUUCAUGAGAGACCCUGUGUCCGUGAGUUUAGGAAAACUUUAUCAGUUUUCCAUUCAUCAUUGAUGUGAUAUCUGCAGUUAUUUGAUGCAGGAGAAAAAGAGAAAAAGUUGACUCUAGAACCCCAUAAUAUUUCUGAUCCCCACGAUAUUUACUAGAAAGCAGAGUACUCUGUUCUUUAUUUGACCCUUCUUAAUCCAUUCGUGUAGGUACCUCUAUUGGGUGGUGCUCUCUGUGCGUGCACUUGGCAUUUCUUCUAUAAUUCAGAGUCUCUCGAGGUCACUAAUACCUUCUCUUCUCUUUUUUUUUUUCUGCAUCUCAUCUGAAAUUGAAUAUUUUCCUAGUUAUCAUAGUUUUUUGCUUGAUGAGUGGUCCACCCACUCACCGGCCAAACUGUGUGGGGGUAAAGUUCUCAUCUUGCGCUGUUGAAGAUCUGGGGCUUCUUCUGGGGGAGAGAGAAAAUCAGCUUUUCUUGGACAAAAGCUGAAAGCGAGAUGGACAUUUUUUUUUCUAAACUAUUUAGAGUAAUCAAUGAAUUCCUUCCAAAGUCUCUUCAGAAUUUUCGGUUCACAUUAGACCAGGGAUUUGCCGAAUGGUCCCAUGCCCCCCCUUCUCUGUUUUCAAAGAAGAGAGAACUCUCUCUCUCUCUCUCUCUCUCUCUCUCUCUCUCUCUCUCUCUCUCUCUCUCUCUCUCUCUCUCUCUCUCUCUCUCUCUCUCUCUCUCUCUCUCUAAUAUUAGCAUGCUUUCAAAUCUUCCAGGGAAGAUAGAGGGAUUUGGCAAAUUGUGCCAUUCCCCCCUUCUCUGUUUUCAAAGAAAAGGAAACCCUCUCUCUCUCUCUCUAACAUUAGCAUGCUUACAAAUCUUCCGAAGGAGGGAGAGGGAUUUGCCAAAUUGUGCCAUUCCCCCCUUCUCUGUUUUCAAAGAAGAGAGAACUCUCUCUCUCUCUUCUCUCUCUCUAACAGUAUGAUGCUUAAAAAUCUGAACGGCAUCUUAUCCAUUAGGCCAUUCUUGGGGGGGAGUGGUUAUAUUCGGCUUGGGGCUCAUGCGGUGUAAUCCCAGCUGGUGUUUUCUGUAGAUUCUGGUGGCCCUGCAGGCAGCUUUGACGGUCAUCGGCAACUUCACCAUGUGCAUUGCUGCAUAUCGCAUUUACCGAUCGUCUCACCGAAGCUCGGAGGGAUCUUAG
Messenger RNA from Spirodela intermedia, 2380 nucleotides. The record is from the annotation of a GenBank genome assembly. NCBI's taxonomy places the organism in Eukaryota, Viridiplantae, Streptophyta, Magnoliopsida, Alismatales, Araceae.